AUGGACCGCGUCACCAAAUCUUCAGCAAAGAAGCCCGCGAAGCGAAGACGACCGAAUAAAAGUUUGGUCACCACGCUUGACACUCUGGCCGAUGCUCUUCCAACCGAGUUCGACGGUGAUGGCGAUGGGAAUAAUGGUGAUGCAAAUGCAAAUACACAACAUGCUGGAGAUAGACCGCAGGAUCAAGUCAACAUUAUCAAGCGGAAGAGUAUGAAGUCCCGACCUGGGGCUAUGAAGAGAAAGGAAAAACUCGACAAGGGUGAACGAGAUCGGUUCGCGAAGAAUCUGGCGCAACUUGUUGCUGCUGCUCCGAAACCUGUAACCACGGGCGAGACCAAUGCGAAGCGGGGAGACGGUGACAGUGACAGUGAUCCCAAGCCAACAGCGACGGUAGCCUCGACGAGUGAUAGGUGGGCGGCUCUCAGGGGCUUUAUCUCGCAGACUUUGGAGACGAGACCGGAUGUUAAGAACGUGACGACGAAAUGA
Exophiala dermatitidis NIH/UT8656 is the source of this 486-nucleotide messenger RNA. RefSeq lists its product as uncharacterized. Bases 1 to 486 code for a protein of 161 amino acids. Lineage: Eukaryota; Fungi; Ascomycota; Eurotiomycetes; Chaetothyriales; Herpotrichiellaceae. Gene Ontology annotation, biological process: maturation of SSU-rRNA from tricistronic rRNA transcript (SSU-rRNA, 5.8S rRNA, LSU-rRNA). The record is from RefSeq and is a predicted model, not a curated record. Gene Ontology annotation, cellular component: nucleolus; preribosome, small subunit precursor; 90S preribosome. The transcript has a single exon.